This is a messenger RNA of Talpa occidentalis (Iberian mole), 1479 nucleotides long. Its product is annotated as class I histocompatibility antigen, Gogo-OKO alpha chain-like. Lineage: Eukaryota; Metazoa; Chordata; Mammalia; Eulipotyphla; Talpidae. The transcript is spliced from 9 exons. Gene Ontology annotation, biological process: positive regulation of T cell mediated cytotoxicity; antigen processing and presentation of endogenous peptide antigen via MHC class Ib; antigen processing and presentation of endogenous peptide antigen via MHC class I via ER pathway, TAP-independent. Gene Ontology annotation, cellular component: external side of plasma membrane. The record is from RefSeq and is a predicted model, not a curated record. Gene Ontology annotation, molecular function: signaling receptor binding; peptide antigen binding. Bases 283 to 1374 code for a protein of 363 amino acids.
UGGAUAUGUCUCCCAUGCUGUUCUCCAGAGUGCUCACCUUUUUGCCUCCAUGAUGCUGUUCUCCAGAGUGCUGACAUUUUUUUUGCCUCUGUGAUGCUGUUCUCCGGAGUGCUGACUCUUUGCCUCCAUGAUGCUGUUUUCUGGAGUGCUGACUCUUUGCCUCCGUGAUGCUAAUUUCUGAGGAAACUGUACAGCAAGACAAUCAGCAUCAUCCUGCUCCAGUUACAAAGUCUCCAAGGACUCUCCUGGACCCCGUCUCCCCAGGCCCCUGGAAGGGGUGUGAUGCCCCUCACCCUCCUGCUGCUGCUCUGGGAGCCCCUGGCCCUGAUGGAGACCCGGACGCAUGAGUGCGUGUCCAGCUGGACACUGUUGCUCCAGGAGGGAGGAGCAAGGAGCCCACUGCGGGUGCAGGACCACAGCAAAGGCUCCCACUCCCUGAGGCUUUUCUAUACCAUGAUGACCCGGCCCGGCCUCGGGGAGCCCCGCUUCAUCGCCGUGGGCUACGUGGACGACACGCAGUUCGGGCGGUUCGACAGCGACUCUCCGGGCCAGAGUGCAGAGCCGCGGGCGCCCUGGGCGGGGCAGGUGGGGCAGGAGGCCCUGGACGAGGAGACUCAGAUCCAAAGGGACAACGCACAGUGGUUCAAGGCGCUCCUGAGGGACCUGCGCGGCCUCUACAACCAGAGCGAGGACGGGUCUCACACCCUCCAGAGGAUGUUUGGCUGUGAAGUGGGCCCAGACCUGAGUCUCCUCGGCGGGUAUGACCAGUUCGCCUACGACGGCGCGGAUUUCAUCUCCCUGAGCGAGGACCUGCGCUCCUGGACCCCCGCGGACUCGGGGGCUCAGAUCACCCAGCGCGCGUGGGAGGCGGCGGGCAGGGCCGAGCGCGUCAGGCACAGUGUGCAGAGCAGGUGCUUCCCGUGGCUCCUCAAAUUCCUGAUUUUGGGGAAGGCGGUGCUGCAGCGCACAGAUCUCCCAAAGACAGGCAUGACCCACCACUGCACCUCUGAGCAUGAGGUCACCCUGAGGUGCUGGGCCCUGGACUUCUACCCUGCGGACAUCACCCUGACCUGGCAGCGAGAUGGGGAGGACCUGACCCAGGACACAGAGCUGGUGGAGACCAGGCCUGGGGGGGACGGAACAUUCCAGAAGUGGGCAGCUGUGGUGGUGCCUUCUGGAGAGGAGCAGAGAUACACCUGCCAUGUGCAGCAUGAGGGGCUGCUGGAGCCCCAAGUCCUGUCUUGGUUGCCCUCUCUUCAGUUCUCCAUCCCCACCGUGGGCAUCAUGGCUGGCCUGGUUCUCCUUGGAGCUGUGCUCACUGGAGCUGUGGUGUCUGCAGCUGUGAAGUGGAGGAAGCCGCGCUUAGGAGGAUAAGGAAGAAGUGAGACUUAGUCUGCCGGCAGUGACAGUGCCCAGGGCCCUGAUGUGUCUCUCAGUCCCUAAAGGGCCAGAGUAUGACAUCUUUCAACAAACUAAUUC